Molecule: messenger RNA, 6270 nt
Organism: Necator americanus (New World hookworm)
Lineage: Eukaryota; Metazoa; Nematoda; Chromadorea; Rhabditida; Ancylostomatidae
Exons: 45
Coding region: 1-6270 (2089 amino acids)
Biological process (GO): molting cycle, collagen and cuticulin-based cuticle; endocytosis; homophilic cell-cell adhesion
Cellular component (GO): catenin complex; cytoplasmic vesicle membrane; plasma membrane
Molecular function (GO): calcium ion binding; cadherin binding
Source: RefSeq, a predicted model, not a curated record
AUGGCCGAAUUUUUCGCCGGCUUAGGACGAGUUGUCGGACGUACCCCCUACACGGUGAUAUCGCUAUGUUUAACUGUAUGUGUAGUGCUUAGCGUUGGAUUUGUCCGAUUCGAAGAGGUGAAUAGUGUUCGAACCGAAUAUUCACCGAUGGAUAGCCCAAGUCGAAAAGAGUACGAGGUGGCAAAAUCGUUCCUGAAUCAGAAUGGAACAUUGGAUCCAUCGUAUGUGAUGGUAUUCGCCACGGAUGGCGGAUCACUUCUUCGCGAGACGCAUCGACAUCGCCUCAUUGAACUCACGAAAACACUUCAAGACAACGUUACCGUCGAAUUUCGAGGAAAAUCAUACGAGUUUCGAGAUCUAUGCGAACCGUAUUGCGAGUUGAACACAGCUUUCUUAGCAUUUUUGAAGUUGUACGAUCCGGAAAAUCCAUCCACGUACACGUAUCCACAAGUGGAAAUCUUUGGCACGCAAGCUUUUAUUGGGAAUAAUGUUUACGGUAUUACGUUAAAAAAUGGAACGAAACAAAUCACUGCCUUCACCACAGCAAUUCUACCGUUCUAUUUGGUGACCACGUAUGAAAACGCUAAUGUGAUCUAUAAAUGGGUUAUUGCUGCACGAGAAGCGUUUCGUGAGGAACGAUUCAACAUUUUUAAGUGUGAAAUCACCGGCGAUUCGUUGGUAUCGGCCGAAGUACGACGUAUGGGAUUAGAAACAGCACCGAUGAUUGCAUUGUCGGUCCUGGCGAUGAUUCUCUUCGUGGUGUGUUUCUCGUUUCGACGUGAUCCUUCACGUGCAAAACCGUGGGAAUCGCUUGUUGGUUGUCUAAUUCCGUUACUCGCCCUACUCUCUACUACUGGUCUUUUAUGUUGGUGCGGAUGGAAAUUCCAGUCGAUCAUCGUUGCCGCAUUUUUCCUCGUACUUUCCGUUGGAGUAGAUGAUGUUUUCAUAAUUCUUCGCGCUUGGGAUCGAACAAGUGCAGAUGAUGAGGUCCCGGAACGAAUGGCAAUAACACUAGAAGAAUCUGGACCUAGUAUACUUAUCAGUUCCAUAACGAAUGCAAUGGCAUUUUUUAUCGGAAUGAUGUCACAAACGCCGGCAGUUCGUUCGUUCUCGCUCUAUUCGGCCAUAGCGAUCACUAUCUGCUUCUUCUAUCAGCUGAUCAUGUUCAGCGCUGUUCUUGCAGCUAGCGGAUAUCGUGAACGAAAUGGAUUACAGAGUUUCUUGUGUUGGAAAAAAGCAAAUCCAAAGGCACGUUCUGUUCUUGUUGAGCGUGUUGUAUGGCUGCAGAACAUCGUAAUACGACAUUAUUCGCGAUUUAUAUGUACCUGGUUUGCAAGGAUUAUAUUGGUGGUGAUUAUGGGCUGCUAUUACUAUGCUAGUACAGUUGGAAUAAUGCAACUACGAACACUGAUCACCAUCGAGAAAAUGGCGCUUCCCGAUUCGUACCUGCAAUCAUUCCAGGACACUUUUGAAUCUUCAUUGAAGAAUAUGCAACCGAUUAGUGUCUUUGUAAUGAAUCCUGGAGAUUUAAGAGAUCCCCAAAGGCUUGCAACGAUUAAACGAAUUGUGGCAGAUUUCGAGAACGCCACGUACAGCUAUGGAUCCGAGAGCACUUUUUUCUGGAUUCAAGCCUAUGAAGAUUUUUUAAAUUUUUAUGGUGAAACCGACGAAUUCACCUACGCUGAAAUGCCGACAUUUUUCAAGUCGGCCACCUAUUUCUAUUUGUCCUCAUUUGUGAAAUAUAAUGAGACUGCAUGUUUGGAAAAUGAUCCAAAAUGUAUCACAUCGUUUUUCUUCAUGACAAAUUUCCACGAUCACAUCAAAUAUCACGAACUGAUACCAGCAGUGAAAGAUUGGCGACGUAUAGCUGCUAAAUAUCCUGACUAUCAGGUUUAUGCUUACUCGGAUCAUUCACCAUUUGUGGAUCAGACACUUGCUAUUGACUCGACAGUAUGGAGUUCUAUGGGAGCGGCUCUACUCUGUACCGCUAUCGCAUGCUUCGUAUUUAUUCCGAAUUUAGCAUGUAUAAUUACCGCCUGUUUCUCUGUCCUAUCGAUAACGGUUGGCAUACUCGGACUGCUUAGUUUGUGGGGAAUCGACCUGGAUCCGCUAUCUAUGGCCGCCCUGUUGAUGGCUGUCGGUUUUUCAGUCGACUUCACUAGCCAUUUUGCUUAUCAUUUUUACAAAUCUAAACAGCAGGAUCCGGCCUUACGAGUAGAGGACGCGCUGGCCUGUAUUGGUUGGCCUUUGAUGCAGGUAGGAUUGUCGACAAUUUUGGCGAUCGCACCACCACUUCUAAAACCAUCCUACAUGGUGCUUGUCUUCAUGAAAACAAUCGUUGUUGUCUGUUCGUUGGGGAUGUUUCAUGGCUUAGUGGUUAUGCCAGUUAUACUGACUGCGGUCACAAGGCGAAAAGACGACAUGACAUCGUCAAGGGUCACUGAAGCCAGUGAGCUAUCGGAGCGUUCCUCAAAUCGUAGUUCCGUGGAUAGUGAUGAUGUGGCAUUAUCGCUCGAUCCACCAUCAGAAACGAUCGAAAUCUCCCCUGCCAUUGCGGCACCGAAUUCACCGAUUCAUUUAUUUGUAUUGGACCCACAAAAACUACGAAGCAAUGGAGGUGAGAAACUCAAACUGGAAGCUUUGGGACUACUCUCAGGGGAUGAGCAUGAGGUACCAAUUGAAGUGAAGACUUUUCCCGACGACAGCCCUCAAGAUGUACCACCAUUUGAGAAGGAAAACUACGAACUCAUCUUGGAACACAAUUUUGAAGAAAGAGAAAUAGCGAUAGUCAAGCUAAAAACAGAUCCACCGCAUGGCACUAAAUUCUCGCUUAUCGGAUCGUUAUCGGAUCGAUUCAGCGUGAAAAAUGAGGGACAGUUGAUCUACGUGACAGCAAUUCCUUGCGAAAAUAAAUGCGCUACGCCACAAACGUUCACACUUCUUCUUUUGGCUACAAAUAAAAAGUCGCAACAGAUCGCCACCCUCAGCUUCACCACACUGAAAGAUCAUAAAUUUGCGUUCCUGGAUUCACCAUAUGAGGCGGUCAUUCAAGAGGAGAGUGGAAUUUUUGAAAAAGCAAUGAAAGCAAUGACAACUGGUGCCAUGGGAGAUGUCACGUACUCGCUAGAAGAUAAUACUGGACUUUUUUCUAUCCAUCCAAAAAGCGGUGUUCUCAUGGUCCAACAUCCUGAAUUCCUUACAAUGGGUGGACAAGGCUCACAGCUGAAUAUCACAGUGUUGGCGAAUGAUGGGAAAGCAACGAUCAAAACAACAGUUAAAGUCACGCUAACUCGAGCAGCGAAAAAUUUGAAAGGAUUCAGAUUCGCUAAGGAAACCUAUGCGUUUACUGUUUCUCCUGGACAAACUUUAAUCGGAUCAGUAGAAGUAGCAGAUGCCGGUACUAAUACGGUACAUUACGAUAUCGCUGAAGGAGCGCAAGGAGCAAUAAGGAUAGAUGACAGUGGAAUACUUUACUAUGACAGGGAACCGGAAAAGGACGCACGAAAUUUCACCAUUCUGAUUUCUGCUCGAACUACCGGAGGACAAUUUUUGGUUGCAACUGCAUGGGUUGAUAUUGCUGUUGACGGAAUAAACUCAUAUCCAGUGAAGGUUAUAGGACCUACACAAAGAACAGGCGUACUAAGCGCAAGUAAACGUGGAACAACAGUGGUCAACUUCGAAUUGACCGACGAAGAUGACGAUGCCGCAAUGCAACUAUCCAUACAAUCGAUCUCAGGGAUGUUCUUAAAUGGAUCCGAGGCAAAGAAUUUGAGCACAGAAAUGUUCAAAGUUCAAAUGAAUGGCAGAAAAGCAGAUCUGGUGCUCAAUACGCUACUCUUUGACCAACCGUUGGUUUCCGUGAGCAUUCGAUUAUUUGCUCAGGAUCUUGCACAUAUAACAGAGCCAUCCGUUUCAGUUGUACAGCAUUUGAUGAUCGUGAGAAAACAUCCUAUGAUAACAGAAGACCCAAUUCCAUUUGGAUUCGGUAAGAUUCCUAAAGUUGUACACGUUUCUGCAGACGAUGCAGAGGGGACGUUCGUCUACGCUCCAACUUUAAUCCAGAGCGUAAUUUCGAAUGGCUCGAGCUUUAACUUCGAAAUUGAAUCACCUUCAAAUGCCUUCACAAUCAAUAACUCGACAGGAGUCAUAACAACAACUCGUUCACUGGAAGACCUCAAUGAGGAGCUACUUACGGUCACUGCAAGUGACCUUAAGGGGGAACAGAGUGCUCAAGUGAAUCUCACUGUGGUUGUCCUGCCUUCUCGUGUGCUCCGUACGGUGUUUGCAGAACGGGAGUAUCAAGGAGAAGUGAAGAAGUCAGAUCCGCAAGGAACUACGGUAGUUGUGGUAGCAGCAAAGGAUAAUAGAGGAGAAGAAGUGAAAUCGUACAAUCUUGACGGUGUCGAUUCAGUUUUCUUCGCUAUCGAUAAUAAGGGUGUGAUUCGUCUAAUGGACUCUAUCGCAAACGUACCUCGAUCUGAAUUGAACUUUGUCGUCAUAGCUGGUAAUGGAACAGCCUCAAGCUCAGUCCCGGUUCAUAUUGUGGUGAUUGCGGACGAAAAUGAAGAAAUUCCCUUUGAGCGAAGCACCUUUGAAAUAAAAGUGAUGGAAAAUUUACCGCUGAACGGAUACGUUUUACAUCCACAGUUUCUCAACGGUGACAACAAACAUGUGGAAUACGCCAUAGAGACGCAAAACGACGCUACAGUAAUCGCAGAUUUGCUCGAAAUUGACGGAAACGGAAGAAUUACCACGAAAGAAGAAUUAUUGGGCUAUGCUGGAACGUAUGAAUUUCGGGUACGAGCCACUAAAGGAGAUCAUCAUGCGUCUGCUGAUGUAAUUAUGCAUAUCCUACCCGCCUACAAAUGUCUUCCUUCAUUUACACCAGAUAAAAAUAUAGAAUUUACCACUGAAGAGAAUGCACCACCUGGAGCAACACUAGGAACAGUGUCAGCGUCACAGUUGAACCCCAAAUGUGAAAUGAAAUACUUGUUAUGGGACCCAACAACCCAUAAGUACACCAAUGAAACCAAAAUCGCUUCAAUUGACACUAGCAAUGGAGUGAUCAGGAGUCGAAUUUCAUUCGACUAUGAGAAACAAGCGAUACAUCCGCUUGUGCUUGGUCUUCAAGCUGGUGCUCAUCAAUUUACUCAAAUGGGUAGCACGAUCCGUGUGAUGGACGUUGACGAUCAUCCGUUAAAAGCACCAAUGGACACCGUAACGGUUGAGGUGCCUGAGGAUACUCCAGUCGGGACCGUCAUCGCUACAAUGCAAGCUAAUGACGUCGACGUUUCACAGACGAUAUUUUAUCGAUUACGGGAAGUAUCAAAGGAGUUCACGGUCAAUUCCACUACAGGAGAGGUGGCACUCGGAUCCGCUCUCGAUAGAGAGACAAAGGAUUUUUAUACUGUACAAGUCGGAGCUUCUAAUGUCGAAGACGUCGACGUUGAUGAAAUUGUGGUAUGGAUGACUCUGAAUAUCAUCGUAAAAGACGUAAAUGACAAUGGACCACUAUUUGAACAAAGCCGUUAUAAUAUUUUGGUUAGCAAGAAUACACUUCCGGGUGAACCGAUAUUGACAGUCCGAGCAUUCGACCCUGAUCAAGCUGAACAAGGAAACGAUAUGAAAGAUGUGUUUUAUCGGAUCAAGGAAAUGCUCUUCGAUUACCAUGGCAUGAGCAGAACAAUGGAAAACAUGUUUUCCGUCGAUCAACACAGUGGAGUCAUACGAAUCGAGAACUCUGUCAGUGAAUUUGUGGGAGGAGUGUUUCACCUUCUUCUUGAGUCCAUGGAUACUCUACAAGCAGAUGCACAUAAGGACCAAUGCAUAAUAAAGGUCUACAUCCAUGAUGACAGUGACGUAGUCCGCAUGGAACUACCUGUACCGUUCGCAGCAUUGACGUACGACAAGAUUUCUACUGUAACGAGCACCAUUUCUAAUGCAACUGGUCUCACCGCCAUGAUCAAAGAUCUGCAAUACCAUCACGAAGAGGGAAAUCUGAUCUAUGAUGUCACUGAUUUACGUUUGGUGUUAGUGAAUCGCACAACAUCCGAGAUAAUCCCAGCAGAGAGAGCUAUCGCGAUUGCAGACAAACGCCGUUCUGCGAUGGGCGAUCGAAUACCAAGCAUGACUAGAGCACAGGUAACGUCCUCACCAGUCACCUAUCAGUCAAUCCCUCCUGUUGCAUACGUGCUCUGCACAUUUGCUUUGUUGUUAACAUUGGUGUUCAUGAUAUUCGCUUUCAUGAUAUGCCAUUAUAGAAGCAGGUAG